AUGUCGGGCAAGAUGGUAUUGUACAAGCUGGUGGUGCUUGGAGAUGGAGGUGUAGGAAAGACGGCGUUGACUAUUCAGUUGACGCUACAACAUUUCGUUGAAACUUACGAUCCCACGAUUGAAGAUUCGUACCGAAAACAAGUGGUUAUAGAUGGUCAGUCAUGUAUGCUGGAGGUAUUAGACACGGCAGGUCAAGAAGAAUAUACAGCCCUACGAGAUCAGUGGAUUCGUGACGGAGAGGGAUUCGUAUUAGUGUACAGCAUAUCAUCACGAUCAUCCUUCACCCGAAUCACACGAUUCCACAACCAAAUCCAACGAGUCAAAGAAUCCUCCGCCUCCUCACCCACCUACCCCGGCUCACCACUCUCCUCCACCAUGCCACAAGCUCCCGUCCCUAUAAUGCUCGUUGGAAACAAAAGCGAUCGAGUAACCGAACGAGAGGUGUCCACCCAAGAAGGCCAUGCCUUAGCACGCGAAUUAGGAUGUGAAUUCGUAGAAGCAUCAGCGAAGAAUUAUAUCAAUGUGGAAAAGGCAUUCUACGAUGUCGUUAGACAGCUCCGCAGACAGCGGAUACAAACGAGUCAGAAAUUACCUACGACAGGCGGGAAACAGAGAACGCAAACUUCGGAAUCGAGUCAGCGAGAUAGUGAUCGCAUAUACAGACAUAAGCCCAAGAGUCGGAAAUGCGUCAUAUUAUGA
Glarea lozoyensis ATCC 20868 is the source of this 699-nucleotide messenger RNA. Its product is annotated as P-loop containing nucleoside triphosphate hydrolase. Gene Ontology annotation, biological process: signal transduction. Gene Ontology annotation, cellular component: plasma membrane. The transcript is spliced from 2 exons. Gene Ontology annotation, molecular function: GTP binding; GTPase activity; GDP binding. The record is from RefSeq and is a predicted model, not a curated record. Bases 1 to 699 code for a protein of 232 amino acids. Lineage: Eukaryota; Fungi; Ascomycota; Leotiomycetes; Helotiales; Helotiaceae.